AUGAGCACAGAAAGCAUGAUCCGGGAUGUGGAACUGGCAGAGGAGACUCUGCCCAAGAAGGAAGGGGGCCCCCAGGGCUCCAGAAAGUGCUGGUGCCUCAGUCUCUUGUCCUUCAUCCUCAUCUUAGGAGCUACCACACUCUUCUGCUUGCUGCAUUUCAAAGUGAUCGGCCCUCAAGGAGAAGAGUUCCAGGAUGGCUUCCCGCUAAUUAACCCUCUGGCCCAGACCCUCAGAUCUUCUCAUUUUCCAAGCGACAAGCCUGUAGCCCAUGUUGUAGCACGCCACAUUGAAGGGCAACUACGGUGGCAGAAGGCAUCAGCCAAUUCACUCAUGGACAAUGGCAUGGAGUUGAUAGACAACCAGCUGGUGGUGCCUUCCAACGGGCUGUACCUUAUCUACUCCCAGGUCCUCUUCCAGGGUCGAAACUGCCCUCCCAGGCAGGUGAUCCUCACCCACAGCAUUAAGCGCCUGACUGCCUCCUACAAGGAAAAGACGGAACUCCUCUCCGCCACUAAGAGCCCCUGUGCCAAGGAAACCUCAGAGGAGGCAAAUUCUAGGCCCUGGUAUGAGCCCAUCUAUUUGGGAGGAGUUUUCCACCUGCAGAAGGGAGACCGGAUCAGUGCAGAGGCCAAUCUGCCCGAAUACCUAAACCUGGCCAAGCCCCACCAGGUCUACUUUGGGAUCGUCGCCCUGUGAGAGGGGCAACAUGUCCCUCCUAGCCUAUCAUCCCUCCUGUAGGCUUCCUCAUCUCUUUCUAGCUUAGAAGGGGAAUA
Molecule: messenger RNA, 773 nt
Organism: Suncus etruscus (white-toothed pygmy shrew)
Lineage: Eukaryota; Metazoa; Chordata; Mammalia; Eulipotyphla; Soricidae
Gene: TNF
Product: tumor necrosis factor
Exons: 4
Coding region: 1-696 (231 amino acids)
Biological process (GO): positive regulation of transcription by RNA polymerase II; extrinsic apoptotic signaling pathway via death domain receptors; immune response
Cellular component (GO): cell surface; membrane
Molecular function (GO): CD40 receptor binding; tumor necrosis factor receptor binding; cytokine activity
Source: RefSeq, a predicted model, not a curated record